AUGGCUGCUCCACAGCCAGACAUGGAAUUGCAGCAAAAUCAGAGGCAUCCUCUGUUGUCAAACAGAACUGAUGGCAACAACAACUUGAGCCCCAUGCAGAAAGCAAUAGGACAAACAUACAAGAGCACCGGGCACCUCGCCAAACUCCUCCCAUCAGGCACUGUCCUUGCCUUCCAGCUCCUUGCUCCAACCCUGGCAAAACAAGGCCACUGCGGUGACAUGAAUCGGAUGAUGGCAGGAGGGCUUGUGAUACUAUGUACACUGUCAUGCUUUGUUCUUAGCUUCACAGAUAGCUUCAGGGAUGAGAAAGGAAAGGUAAGAUACGGGUUUGCCACGUUCAAGGGGUUAUGGGUCAUUGAUGGUGGCGCUACUCUUGAUCCACAGGCUGCAGUUGAAUACAAGAUAAAAUUUCUAGACUUUGUCCAUGCAACUGUCUCCGCGAUGAUUUUUGUUGCAAUAGCUCUGUUUGAUCAAAAUGUGGUUUCUUGCUUCUAUCCAAUACCAUCAGAGGAUACAAAGCAAGUACUCACAACAUUACCAGUUGCUAUUGGAGUUAUUGGAAGCAUGCUAUUUGUCAGCUUCCCAACCACCCGCCAUGGCAUUGGCUUUCCGGUAUCUACACAAUAG
Lolium perenne is the source of this 627-nucleotide messenger RNA. RefSeq names its product protein DMP6. The record is from RefSeq and is a predicted model, not a curated record. Gene Ontology annotation, biological process: endomembrane system organization. Lineage: Eukaryota; Viridiplantae; Streptophyta; Magnoliopsida; Poales; Poaceae.